Molecule: messenger RNA, 1646 nt
Organism: Sodiomyces alkalinus F11
Lineage: Eukaryota; Fungi; Ascomycota; Sordariomycetes; Glomerellales; Plectosphaerellaceae
Exons: 1
Coding region: 175-1383 (402 amino acids)
Cellular component (GO): fungal-type vacuole
Source: RefSeq, a predicted model, not a curated record
ACAUAUACUCGAUUCGCCGAACACCUCUCUCAUCCCGAGCAACCGCCAUUUCGCCUUUCGAUACUGAACAGGCCGGCGUCGCCUCAUUUCUCUCCCGCUAGGCCGUGUCAUCACGCGUCCUUAUAUCCUACAGUCACAGUAUAUACAGCAUCCCCAUAACCGCCAGUACGGGCCAUGGUGCGCAUCCGUUUCGCCUCACAACGCUCGGCGCUGGUCCAUCCGGCCCUUGCUGCUGUUGCACUCUUCGCCACGACAUCCUUGGCCCAAAAUAACAAUGGUGGUGGUGGUGGUAAUAACAACAACAACAACAACAACAACGAUGACAACGAUGACAACGAUAGCCCUCCCUCGGUUGAAGACAGCGGCCCUUCUCCGGCUCCCGAAAACGAGGACAAUGAAGGUGACAACGAACCAUCGCCACCAGCUCCGACGCCUAGUCAGGACGAAGAAGAGCAGAAUGAGGAGCCACCACCCACCCCUACACCUUCCCCGGAGCAAGAGGAUGAGCCGACACCAACUCCGACCCCCGACAAUCCAGACGACUCGAGCCCGGCCCCUACUCCAACCCCGGCGCCAACUCGCACCGAGGCGAACGAUGAAGAGUUCACGUCCUUCGCUUCUCUCACCAACGCGCCCCUAAUUGUCACCUACCCGCCCGCCGCCGUACCUCCAACCGUCAACGCCCCCUUCACGCAGCGCUCCUCUGCUCCUGAGGGUACAGUUUUCAUCGUGGUCGGCGCCAUUCUCGGAGCGUUUGGUCUCGGCAUCCUCCUCUGGCGUGGCAUCGUCGCUUGCCUCCUCCACCGCUCCGUCCGCCGCGCCGCCUUGGCCCAGCACGACUCCGACAGCAAAUCCGCCUUCCCGGCACCUCCCGCGCCCUUUUACAAGUACAGCGACCACAAUUCCACACUCUCUCUGUCGGCCGCCGGCAACGCCCGCGGCACUCGGCGCACCAACCGCGGCCCUAUCCCCUCUGCCACGCCCAGCCAGUCGAACCUCUUCUUCUCUCCGACCGCCGCCAGUGGUGCUGCCGGAAGUGGCGGCGGCCGCGACUCGCGCUUCCUGCCCUCUGGCUUCUACGCCGCCGGAAACCCUUCGAGCCCUGGACACACUCACUCUAUCAGCCUGACCAAUCUGCGGCCCGACUCGCGCGGUCUCUCGCGGAACGCCAUGCGCGACCACACGCCGCCCGAGUCGCCCCAGUUCCCUCCCGCGCGCCGCGAUAUGAGCACGAGCUCGUUGAACCUUUCCGGGCCUCCUACGACCGGUCGCGCUCCCAGCGCAUACUUGGAGGACCUGCUGGAUGAGAACCCAAGCGCCUUCCCACCUAGCAACAUGCCGCCGGCGAAUCCACAACGGGGGUCACCGGGGUCUCGCUUCUGAACGACAGCAGAGGUAUAUUUAUGUUUGUAUUUUAAAGUCAAGUCAUUUGUAAGGGCCGGAAAAGGGCUUGUAGUAGCUUGGUGUACGAGGGGCUUCAGGUCGGGCCCUCCAAGUUCAAUGGAACGUGGCGUUUUUUUCUUGGGAUAAAGCAUCGAGUGUAAACUCUUGGGAGUAUCAUUUGCCAAUAGAGUACUAUGCAUGCAUUUCGUCUUAUCUUCUUGUUAUUAUUUCUCCUGCAAUGGUUAACUCAACCCCUGCCUCCA